ACAGCUGAUCUACAAACACUCUGGAUAGACCGCGCUCUCAUACACAGUCCGCACGCGCUAUUUGGAGAUCAGUGGCGCGCUUCACUGAGCUCGUGCUGUCUUUAACGUCCUCCCCAAAGUGUUUUUUCACCUCUCUCGACCCCUCAACCAGCUUGUCCUCUACAUGGACUGUGCGUUGGGAGUCUCUCCUCCACCCGCCGAGGCGUCCAAAUGGACGGCGUCGCUUCAUAGCUGCAGGGUCUCUGGUGCUGUGGCGCUGUUUUUCGCAUGGCCGGAGCUUGCUGCAAGUGUCAAGUCUCUUUAACCGUGUUCAAGCGCUCUCUCUCGGUGGCGCCGCGGGGCUCUGGGUCCGCUGCACGAUCCCUCCUACCGGGCUGGAGGCUGGCGGAGCGGGGCCUGCAGGAGGCCGCCCGACCCUCCAGCGCCCUAAGACCCGCAGGCUUAUACCGACAUACGGUUUUCUCCUAUCUCUCCUGCCAGGAGUCCAUGAGCGACAGCCUGCGGACCUGCUACCUGUACCUGAACCAAACUAGCCGGAGUUUUGCAGCUGUGAUUCAAGCGCUGGACGGAGAGUUAAGACAUGCAGUUUGUAUUUUCUACUUGGUCCUGCGGGCGUUGGACACAGUGGAGGAUGACAUGAGCAUUCCUCUGGACAAGAAGGUACCCAUGCUGAAUGAUUUCCACACAUACCUGUACCAGGAUGAGUGGAGCUUCAGCGAGAGCCAGGAGAAAGACCGGCAGGUUCUGGAGGAUUUCCCCACGAUAUCACUAGAAUUCAGAAACCUUGCUCGUGAGUACAGAGACGUCAUCUCAGAUAUCUGCCACCGUAUGGGAGUAGGAAUGGCCGAAUUCCUGGAGAAGAAAGUGGGAUCCAUGAAGGAGUGGGACCAGUAUUGCCACUAUGUGGCAGGGCUGGUCGGCAUCGGACUAUCUCGCCUCUUCUCCGCGUCUCAGCUCGAGGACCCUGAGGUGGGGCGUGACACAGAGCUGGCCAACUCCAUGGGACUGUUCCUCCAGAAGACCAACAUUAUCCGAGACUAUCUAGAGGACACACAACAGGGGCGUGCUUUCUGGCCACAAGAGGCGUGGAGCCAGUUCGCAGGUCGCCUGGAGGACUUGGCUCAGCCAGAGAAGUUGGAGUCGGCUCUGUCCUGUCUCAACUUGCUGGUCACUGAUGCUCUGCGCCAUGUCCCAGAUGUCAUUGCCUACCUGUCUCGCCUGCGGAACCAGAGCGUCUUCAAUUUCUGUGCCAUUCCACAGGUGAUGGCAAUAGCGACACUAUCUUCGUGCUACAACAACCCCAUGGUGUUCCAGGGAGUAGUAAAAAUCCGAAAGGGACAAGCUGUCACACUCAUGAUGGAGGCCACAAACAUGAGAGCUGUGCAGACCAUCAUCACCCAGUACAGCCAGGAGAUUCUACAGAAGGUCUCCCUCACUGACCCGUCACGGGACAAGACCCUGCACAUCCUGGCGCUAAUCCGAGAGAAAUCCGCCCUGUCACAGUCGAGCCUCCCCUCCAGGACCCACCACCUUUCACCCAUGUACCUGUCUGCUGCCAUGCUGCUCGCUGCUCUCAGUUGGCAGUACCUCAGCACCACUGCAGCACAGACGCAGGGUACCAGCGACAUGCAGGGACAGUGAAUCACUCCUCACUUCUCCUGGGGCCCACGGACUUAGAAAGCCCCAUGGCUUCUCUGGAUGUCCAGUUGUCCUCUGACAGGAGGAAUCUGAAGCACUUCUUCCCACCUUCACCCUCUUUAUUAUGGCUGUCUCAGGACCAUGGACAUAUUAACUCUAGACUAUGGAGGGUCACUUGUAGCAGGCUGCUCACAUGAUAGUUUGUUUGACAGUGAUUUGUCGUAGUCCAUCCUACAACUGGAUAAAUAAUUUACACACAGUUUUGUGUGGUUAUAUUCACCAGCAUAAAUGACACAUUGAAACAAUUCAGGGCGUUUUGUUGUUGUUGUUGUUGUUUAUGUUCAAAAAGUUUUCCUUUCUUUUUUUUGAUUGAUUUGUUUGAAACAUUUUGUCCCUUUUUGUUUGAAUUGAGUGAAAUUAUUCAGUAUAUUUAAAUAUUUCACGGCAGAAAUUAAUAGUUUAACCUAACCCUUUUCUCAGUUAAGUGGUCUCAAAUGUUGAAAUGCAAAAAAACCACAAAACUGCCCAUUUUAGGAUUUUUGGGGAACACAGUCACGAAACUUCAUUAAGCUUUUGCUUUUCAUUUUGUCUCUCAUCUUAGUUUUCAUAUUUUUUCAUGUCAAGUCAAAGUUAGCUAAAUAUUCAAUUUCUCAUGUUUCUAUAGGACAAACACUUUAAAACACUUUAAUGAAAGAACUGUUACAGUAGUGCACUUCAAGCAUUUGCACUGUAUAUUAGCAUACAUAGUGUGGACAUCAUCCACUCAUUGUUGUUCUUUGUGUCAACCCUUUUCUGUCUUCUGUCUGCUUCUGUUUCAACUCUUUGUACUUUGAAAAAGUCGAAAGAAGAAGAGGACGGUGCAAUUCCAAGGUAGUUUUAUUUGACAUGGACUGGUUAAAUUAAUACGGGAGAACAAAUAUGUUGAACAAAUGUAAUUUCUGACACAUUUGAUGUCAGAGAAAUGCAUAUUGAGACUGCUAGCAAAGUGUCCUUAACACAGCUUUGGUGAGUAGAAAGGCUAGCACAGAGUAACCUUGAACAGAACCAAAGGAGAGCUACAAACAUUGCUAUGUAAUGUGAAAUGUUGAUUUGUACAUAUUUGAACUAAGGAAAUAAACUAUCUGAAAGUUGA
Messenger RNA from Scomber japonicus (chub mackerel), 2770 nucleotides. RefSeq names its product farnesyl-diphosphate farnesyltransferase 1 (gene fdft1). Gene Ontology annotation, cellular component: endoplasmic reticulum membrane. The record is from RefSeq and is a predicted model, not a curated record. NCBI's taxonomy places the organism in Eukaryota, Metazoa, Chordata, Actinopteri, Scombriformes, Scombridae. The transcript is spliced from 7 exons. Gene Ontology annotation, molecular function: squalene synthase [NAD(P)H] activity. Gene Ontology annotation, biological process: cholesterol biosynthetic process; farnesyl diphosphate metabolic process. The coding region runs from base 268 to 1641 and encodes 457 amino acids.